CCGGCCUUACGUCACGAGGGUGUGAUCAGUCCAGGGGUUCGCUUCGCAAUUUUAGCGCGAUUGCACUUCAGAUUUCAUUUUCUGUUUUGUCUCCGCGCGCCUCGGUCACAUCCUUCAGCAGGAGAGGAAGAUCAUGGAGCCCCACCGACCGCCUUCCAGCUAACCGGCAGCUUUAUCCGCUGCAACGGGAGAUGUCUUCUUCGCUAGCUAGCUGUGUAGGGUUGUGUGUGAUUGAAUAGUUUCCUGUCGUCGCUGGAGCUCUGACAGAGUUGCAGGUAAACGUCUGGACUGAGAGACAUGCAGACGUUUUUGCGGGGUAAACGCGUGGGCUACUGGCUCAGUGAGAAGAAGAUGAAGAAACUCAAUUUUCUUGCUUUCGCCGACAUGUGCAGGAAAAGAGGCAUCGAAGUGGUUCAGCUUGACCUGAGCCAGCCUCUGGAGGAGCAGGGCCCGUUGGACGUCAUCAUCCACAAGCUGACAGAUCUGAUCCUGGAGGCGGACCAGAAUGACACCCAGUCUCUGUUACUGGUUCAGCGUGUGCAGGACUACAUAGAUGCUCACCCUGAGACCAUAGUGCUGGAUCCACUCCCAGCCAUCAGGACACUGCUUGACCGCUGCAAGUCUUACCAGCUGGUCCACCGAAUAGAGGCCUGCAUGCAAGAUGAGAGGAUCUGCUCUCCUCCGUUUAUGGUGCUGAACAGUGAGUGUGGUCCAGACACACUAGAACGGAUCAAACAACAUGGUCUUACAUUCCCCUUCAUUUGCAAAACACGAGUAGCACAUGGAACCAACUCUCAUGAGAUGGCCAUUAUCUUUAGUGCUGAGGAUCUGAAGGAUGUGAAGCCUCCAUGUGUGAUUCAGAGCUUCAUCAACCAUAAUGCUGUGCUCUAUAAGGUGUUUGUGGUGGGCGAGUCCUACACCGUGGUGGAAAGACCCUCCUUGAAGAAUUUCCCAUCUGGCCCUGCUGACCGAAAAGCUAUUUUCUUCAACAGCCAUAAUGUGUCCAAACCAGAGUCAUCCUCAGACCUUACAUCUCGAGAUAAUGUAGAGGGUGUGUCCCAGCCACCCAACGAUGAUGUCAUUAGGGAACUGUCCAGAUCUUUGCGACAGGCUUUGAGAGUGUCACUCUUUGGCAUUGAUGUCAUCAUCAACAACCAGACAGGCCAGCAUGCGGUCAUUGACAUCAAUGCUUUCCCCGGAUAUGAGGGUGUUCCAGAGUUCUUCACUGACCUCCUCAACCAUAUCACCAGCGUGCUCCAAGGCCAAUCUUCCAGUGACCAUCAUCCUCUGCCACAGGCUUCACCCCCCUCAGCAGCAUUAACAGCUCCAGUGUCAGAAGAACGGAGCGGAGCCCCCUCCCAGGAGUGCUGCAGUCUGUUAGGGGAGGAGUCCGACAGCAGCACCAGCAGUGCAUGGAUCUUGGAGGGGGACGAAGGACUGAAGAGUCCAUGCCAGAGACUAGGCUGCAAUUCAGCAGUGUCACCCAACUUCCAACAGCACUGUGUGGCCACCAUCGCCACCAAAGCCUCCUCACAGUGACCACCUCCUUUCCCUCCACUGAACAAAACAAGACCAGAGUGAAUAAUAAUAAAUAACGAUAAUAGAUUAUAUUAAAGCGGUAUCUGUAAUCGGAAGUAAACCUUUUACUAUAUUUGUUGGUAGUGUUAAUAAUGAGGUGAUGGAUUCCUUUACCUUUUUGUGUAUUUUUAUUUUUCAAGUCUAACACUCAUUAAUGUAAAGUGAAUUCAGUAUUGAUCAACAAAUUUGUUGUAGUGUUCAUAUUUUGUUUUAAAAUGUAUUUUAUUUUGACUCGCUGAGGAGAGAUUAGUUUCAUGCUAGUCACUGGAGGGGAUUCUCGGUGUAUACUAUUUUGGUUUUGGCAGGAUGAGGGUUUUAAUAAUAAUGUAUUAAUUUGCCAGUGGACAUGCACCUGUCAGUCAAUCCUGUAACUUUUAACAGCUUUAUACUCCAUGUUAAGUGUCAAUCCUAUGUUGUAAUGGUCUCUGAUGUGUUCUUGUGCAAGCCUCCCCAUCACCUCCAAACUAAGACGAGCAAAUCUGAGCAAAACACUUUUUUGCUUCCUUUAGUGGCUGUGUAAUUGAACUCUAGGUGUUCAGAUUGAUGGUUUUAUUUUUUACCUGCUUUUGUAAAACAUUGACACGUGGCCUCUCUCUGUACUUAUUUUGUGACGAUCCAGUCGUGGGAAUUGCAGUGUCAUGGGUCAUUAAUGUUUUGAUUGUGUUUUAAGACAACAAAUGUCAAAAGUGCAUUUCUGUGUGUAGGUGUGCGUGCACGUGCGUCUGACCAGAAACUUUACAUUCCAACAUUUUGGUUGUGGUCUGGCGCAGGUUUUUUUUUUUUUUUGGUUUGUUUGUUUUUUUAAAUUGUAAAUUUCUAUAAUUACAUCCCCUUAAGUCUUACUCUUGGUUAAUAGAAAUGGAGAGUUGUGUUUUGAUGACUAUAGAUAUGGAGGCGUUUAGUAUUUUUAAAUAACACAAAGGUAUGUUUUUGAGAAAUUACACUUGAAGGUGAUUAUUAAUGUCUAGUCCUACAAUCAUUCCUCUUUAGGUGAUCAAAUUAUAUUUAAUUUAUAUUCAGUAUUUUUUUGUUUUACUAAGGAAUGGCUACCGUAUCUAAAUUCUUUAGAUUAUUUUAAUCUGGUUAUAUGAAAGAGUGAGUGUUGCUUGUUUAAUUAAAGUUUGUAUGCUGAAGAGCAAAUCAGCUCCACUUCAAAUGAAUUGAUGAUGAUAAUUAGCUUUUUGACCCCUUUUGAAAACAAUUAAUUGCCUUUAUUUAGAAAAUGCAACCAGUGCAAAUGGUUUACCUGAAUUAAGGGCAUUAAUUAUAUAAGCACUACAGUCUUAAAAGACUUUAUUUUGUAAAAUGCACCAUCUCUGCAUGAUGUACAUUUCACAUGAUUCAUAAGCUAAUUUUGUUUUUGAUAUACACUUUUAUUAGUAAAUGUUGAUACAUUGGUUUGAUUUAGCAAAGAGGAAAUUGAAAUCAGAUGGGAUUCUUUGGCUAGUUGGGGAAAAAAAUCAGAUAAACAGAUUGAUCAUCUGUUUAAAAAUAUAUUUAAAAGGGAAAUAUAGCAAUCUAGUUUGGAAAUUGAAUUUGGGCAUUAUGAUAAUUUUAUUAUUACUAUUAUACUGUUAUACUCGAGCAAUCAACAAUGUUUGAAUGAGACAGUUUGAAAAUAGUAACGGGAGAUUUGUACAGAUGCAUAUGGGCAAAAUUAUGAGAUUUAUUUUGUGCUUUGCUCAGUCAAAUCCUAUUCUCGCUUCAGGAGCUGGUUUGGGCCACAGAUGUAAAUUUGUUUUGAAGAACUUUGAUAUUUCCACUGAGCAAUUUGGGGAAAUGUUACUUGUAAAAUAUUAUUGCUUUCCUUCACCUCUAGAGGUCCAUUGUUAAAAGUCAAACAUUUUUUUUUAAUAAUUCAGUGUGUAUACCAGAAUGCUAAGCACCUUUGCACAAAAAUGAUUUCAACUAUCAGCCUUCAUAGUUGCUUUUGUUGGAUGGUAUCAACUUUCUGCUGGGUGGAAUACUUUAACUGCCUAUAUAAUCAUCAUAGUGAACUUGACAUGUUUGAACGUGUGUAGACAUGAAACAAGUGCAGUUUUGCCAAUCUUUUGUGUUAUAUAUAUAUAUAUAUAUAUAUAUAAUGGUCGCACGUGGCUGAUAUGAGGUGAGAUUAAAGUUGUCACAUGCCCUGAAAAA
This is a messenger RNA of Neoarius graeffei (lesser salmon catfish), 3717 nucleotides long. RefSeq names its product inositol-tetrakisphosphate 1-kinase b (gene itpk1b). Gene Ontology annotation, cellular component: cytoplasm. Gene Ontology annotation, biological process: inositol trisphosphate metabolic process. The record is from RefSeq and is a predicted model, not a curated record. The transcript has 11 exons. NCBI's taxonomy places the organism in Eukaryota, Metazoa, Chordata, Actinopteri, Siluriformes, Ariidae. Gene Ontology annotation, molecular function: magnesium ion binding; inositol-3,4,5,6-tetrakisphosphate 1-kinase activity; inositol-1,3,4-trisphosphate 6-kinase activity. The coding region runs from base 298 to 1539 and encodes 413 amino acids.